Leptinotarsa decemlineata (Colorado potato beetle) is the source of this 3999-nucleotide messenger RNA. RefSeq names its product Vinculin (gene Vinc). Gene Ontology annotation, molecular function: actin filament binding; structural molecule activity. The record is from RefSeq and is a predicted model, not a curated record. Gene Ontology annotation, cellular component: actin cytoskeleton. Lineage: Eukaryota; Metazoa; Arthropoda; Insecta; Coleoptera; Chrysomelidae. Gene Ontology annotation, biological process: cell adhesion.
CCAAUUUUCUUAUAUUAUUAUCUCGAUCUUUGAGACUUUCAGAUGUCUUCUUAAGAGUCUGACAUUUACUUCAAAAUACUUUAUUCGUUCUUUUUGUCAAAAUUUAAUUUAUUCAUUGAAUCAUUAAUUAAAAUAUAUUAUUGCUUUGUUGAUUUUUGUUUAUAAAACAAGUGAAAAUGCCCGUUUUUCAUACAAAAACAAUUGAAUCUAUUUUGGAUCCAGUUGCACAACAGGUAUCCAAAUUGGUUAUCCUACAUGAGGAAGCUGAGGAUGGCAUACCUAUGCCUGACCUUCAACUACCAGUUAGGUCAGUCAGCAAUGCUGUUUUAAACUUGGUCAAAGUUGGUAGAGAUACAAUCAACAGCUCCGAUGACCCAAUUCUACGUCAAGACAUGCCAUCUGCCCUCGUUAGAGUGGAAAGGUCAUCAAAACUAUUGGAAGAAGCUAGUGAUAUGCUUAAGCAAGACCCCUUCUCAUCUCCUGCAAGAAAACGGUUGAUCGAAGGUAGUGGAGGCAUUUUACAGGCCACUUCUGCCCUGCUACUUUGUUUUGAUGAAUCUGAGGUUAGGAAAAUCAUCAGGGAAUGCCAUAGGGUCCUUGAUUACCUUGCAGUUGCUGAAGUUAUAGAAACUCUAGAUGAACUAGUACAGUUUCUGAGGGAUUUAAGCCCUUGUCUAAGUAGAGUAUCUAAAGAAGUCAGUGCCAGAGAAAAAGAGCUAACUCACCAGGUUCAUGCAGAGAUUUUAGUGAGAUGUCUAGAUCAAGUGAAAACUUUGGCCCCAAUUUUGAUUUGUUCAAUGAAAAUCUACAUACAUAUAGUAUCUCAGGGAGGAAAAGGUGCUGAAGAAGCUGCGGAAAACAGAAACUAUCUGACCCAGAGAAUGACAGAUGAAAUCAAUGAGAUUAUUAGGGUUUUACAGCUGACCAGUUAUGAUGAAGAACAGUCAGAAUUGGAUAAUUUAACUGUAUUGAAGAAAUUGCAAAAUGCAAUAACCAAUAAAACAAAUGCGGCAAAUGACUGGUUAUUUGAUCCGAAUGCCGUGAAAGGUGGUGUGGGAGAAAAGUCCUUAAGACAGAUUAUUGAUGCUGCACAAAAAGUUGCUGAAAGAUGUCUUCCGCACGAUUCAGAAAAUGUGAACAAACUUUGUUCUGACCUGACAACUAUGACUGAUGCAUUAUGCGAACUUCGUCAGGAUGGUAAGGGUGCUAGCCCUCAGGCAGAAUCUUUAGCAAGGGGUAUUCGAGAAAAACUAGGACAACUUCAGCAGUCUGUUAUGAAUGCCGUUGUUGCUGUGGAUAAGGCUGGAUUACAACAAACUGCUCACACUGCGCAAGGAAGGUUAGAACAGGCACGGAAAUGGCUCUCCAAUCCAGGCCAGGAUGACAGAGGUCUUGGACGUAGGGCUAUAACAGCAGUUGUUGGAGAAGGCCGAAAAGUUGCAGAUGGGUUACCAGGAAUCCAAAAAGCUGAAAUCCUUCAAUUAUGUGAUGAAGUGGAUUCCCUCUCUCGCCAAUUAUCUGAUCUGUGUGUCCAAGGAAAGGGUAACUCGCCACAAGCUCAGGAAGUAGCAAGAAGAUUAUCUCAGAAGUUGCACGAACUCAAAGAAAAAAUCAACCAAGCUGUGGUAAACAGGGUUGUUGAAGAUUUCAUUGAUAUUGUUACUCCUCUGAAGCAAUUCACCGAAGCAGUUUUAGUACCUGAAGGUUCAGCUAACCGGGAUCAAAACUUUUCUGAUAAAGCCGCUAAUUUACAGCAGUUUUCAAACAGAGCAGUGAAAACCGCUAAAAUGGUAGCAGCUGGGAGUAGCUCUGGCAAUAAAAAAAUGGCGGAAGCUCUUCAGAGUGCUGCCAAUCAAGUGGAAAGUUUAACACCCCAGUUGAUAUCUGCUGGUAGCAUUCGAAUGAACUACCCAUCAUCCAAAGCUGCUGACGAACAUUUUGAAAACCUACGUCAACAAUAUGCCGAAACCUUAACUAAAGUUCGGAACUUGUGCGAUGAGGCCACCGAUUCUGCCGAUUUCAUAAAGUCAUCUGAGGAGCAGAUGAAAAAACAUACAUUUUUGUGCGAAGAGGCCAUAAAGAACAAACAACCUCAGAAGAUGGUUGAUAAUACUUCUGCAAUUGCCAGACUUGCCAAUAGAGUUCUUCUUGUUGCUAAACAGGAAUGUGACAAUUCGGAAGAUCCAAAUUUCAUUGAGAACGUUAACAAAACUUCAGAUUUACUCCAAAAUUGCGUUCCUCCUAUGGUGCAAGAUGCAAAGUUUGUUGCAGUUAAUCCAUCUGAUGCAAAUGCUGUAUCUAAAUGGAGGGAUUCAAACAGAGGGCUAUUAAAUGCUGUGGGACAAGUUCGCCAAGCAGUUCAGAUCCAUCCGGAAUUACCGCCAUUACCUGAUAUAAAUUCACUGAGUUUGGAGUCUACGCCAAGCAAUUACUUUAUCGAUAAAGUUGGCGAACCGCUGAGAAACACACCAACACCUGGCAGGGAGUUUGGGACUCUCAGUCCCUCCCACCAUCAACAAGGGCGGGUCAGCCCAUUGCCUAAGUGGGCAAGAGGCGACAAUUCAGACUUGCUUUGUCAAGAACUUGCCCCUAACUAUCAAGAACCAGAACAGGCUCCUCCAAGACCUCCUCUGCCUCAUGACAGCGCACCUAUAAGGCCACCACCACCAGAAACAGACGACGAAGAUGACGUUUUCAAAACUGCUCCCUUACCCAGUCAACCAAUAAUGGUUGCAGCCCAUAACUUGCACAGAGAAGUAAAACAGUGGUCGGCAAAGGACAACGAACUUAUUGCUGCUGCACAAAGGAUGGCAAAAUUAAUGGCUAAUUUAUCAGAGCUUGUUCGCAAUGAUGAUAAAGGUUCCAAGAGAAAUCUUAUAGCUACAGCUAAAGCUAUAGCAGAUGCCAGCGCAGAAGUGACUAGAAUAGCUAAACAAUUGGCACGGGAAUGCACUGAUAAAAGAAUAAGAACCAAUCUACUUCAAGUUUGUGAAAGAAUUCCAACGAUUGCUACCCAGUUGAAGAUUUUAACUACAGUUAAAGCUACUAUGCUAGGAUCUCAAGGUUCCGAAGAAGACAGAGAAGCAACUGAAAUGCUGGAAGGAAAUGCCCAGAAUCUAAUGCAAAGUGUCAAGGAAACAGUCAGAGCUGCAGAGAGUGCCAGCGUGAAAAUCCAUGCCCAAACUCACGGAAGGUUGAGAUGGGUACGAAAGCAACCUUGGUAUGCAUAUGCCUAAGACGUUUCGAAGGAGACUUUUGUGAUUAGAGUCGAUGGCUUAUUCAGGAGGGGUCACUCUGUCUGUCACCAACUUCCCUUUCAUGAAAAGACCGGUUAUUUAUUCUUGAUCUAUUUUGAAUACCACUUUGAAUUUUUUUAUUUUCCAUUUUAUUUUUCGAAAAGAAUUUGAUAUAUUUUGCGAGUUAAAUUAAUAACCAAAACAAUUUAUAUUUGACUAACUUUAUUUAUUUGAUAACAUUGACCUAACCAGAACUUUAUACAUAUGAUUAACGAUAAUGCAACUUAGAUAUGGCACCGCUUUGAUCGUAAAACAAAAAUAAAUUAACAGGCUUCCAAAUAAUAGUGCCAAAACUUGAAAGAAUCGUUAAUCAUACUAAAUAUUUGUAAGUACCCCAAGACAAUCCUAAAAUUUAAAUAAUCUCUUAUGAAAUUAUGUUCUCAUUAAAAAAGUUCACCGAUACCAACUAGCAUAGGUUUUAAAAUAUACCACAAGUGAUGUAGAAUUGCCUUGCCCAGAAAUAGUUAUUUUUAUAAGCUUUAAAUAUAGAUGAAGAUUUAAAUUUUUAUGUGCAAUAGUGCCAAAUUAUCCAGCCGUUAUGUAUUUUGUUAGCAAUAAUUGUAUUUGUUGAGCAAUAUAAAUCAAUGCCAUUAGAUAUUCAUAUAUUUUUCCUAAAUUUAUGUAUACAGCUUUUAUCGUUUUAAAAAUGAUUAAUAUACUUGAGUGAAACUUUUUGUAACAAGUAAAUUAAUAAAAUAUUAUA